Messenger RNA from Lotus japonicus, 2449 nucleotides. Its product is annotated as BTB/POZ domain-containing protein SR1IP1. Gene Ontology annotation, molecular function: protein binding. The transcript is spliced from 5 exons. The record is from RefSeq and is a predicted model, not a curated record. NCBI's taxonomy places the organism in Eukaryota, Viridiplantae, Streptophyta, Magnoliopsida, Fabales, Fabaceae. The coding region runs from base 437 to 2302 and encodes 621 amino acids.
UCCACUCAAACCCCCAAGCACACACCACACACACAAAAAAGAGUACAAUCUCCAUGCUUCUAUUUUUGACCCUUCUCUUAUUUCAUAAUGUCGAUUUUACCACUGACAUUCCUUCCUCUACCCUCCACAGAACCACUUCUCUUAUUUAACAACUAGACCCUGUUUUGGAAUUUCACAAUGUAUGUUGAUGAUCAUUUAUAACUGAUUUGAGGUUCAGGUUCUAACUCUAUCCUCCUUAUUUCCCCCGAAUUUUCUUCAGUUCAGAAUUUAAGACACCAAAACAGUUCCAAGGGAUACAAAAAGUCAUCAUUCCCCUCAGCUUCAUUCACUCUUUUCCCUGAAGAAAACGUAAAAAUGAAUCUUCAAAGGUGACCUUGAGUCUGUGCUAUAACUGGCUCAGUUUGUCAUAGCAAGCUAGAAUUUUGUUGUCCUUGCCAUGGUGGAUCGUGGUCAAGGGAAAAAAACCACACCUGCUGCUAUUGACUUGUCUCUGAAGAAGAAGGAGCUUCUUUCUAGUGCCAUGAAAAGAACAAGUGAAUGGAUUUUUUCUCAGGAGAUUCCAAGUGAUGUCAGUGUUAAAGUUGGAGAAGCUACCUUUACAUUGCAUAAGUUUCCAUUAGUCUCCAAGUGUGGAUACAUUAGGAAACUCGUCUCGGAAUCCAGUGAUGCUGACAUUACCUUGGUUGAACUCUCUGAUGUUCCUGGUGGAGCAGAAGCAUUUGAACUGGCAGCAAAAUUCUGCUAUGGGAUAAACUUCGAAAUAAGUGUUGAGAACAUUGCUAUCCUUCGCUGCGUGGCAGAAUAUCUUGAGAUGACCGAGGACUUUUCAGUUGGAAACUUGGUGGGGAGGGCUGAUGCAUUCUUGAAUGAAGUGGCACUCAAAACCAUCGCAGGGGCUGUGUCUAUCUUACAUGUUUCAGAAAACCUCCUUCCAAUAGCCGAGAGAGCGAAAUUGGUGAACCGAAGCAUCGAUGCCAUUGCAUAUAUAGUUUGUAAGGAAAGCCAGUUCUGUGCAUCAGGAAGAAGUGAAAGUGGCUCUGAUGGAGUGGCAUCUUCUACAUCAUCUCACCAGAGGCCAGUUGUUGAUUGGUGGGCUGAAGAUCUCACUGUCCUCAGAAUUGACAUUUUCCAAAGAGUUUUAAUUGCAAUGAUGGCAAGAGGGUUUAAACAGUAUGCUAUUGGUCCCAUUCUAAUGCUCUAUGCACAGAAAUCUCUACGAGGUUUGGAUAUAUUCGGAAAGGGAAGGAAGAAGAUUGAACCAAGACAAGAGCAUGAAAAGAGGGUUGUUUUAGAGACUCUGGUGAGCCUUUUACCAAGGGAGAAGAAUGCAAUGUCAGUAAGCUUUCUUUCUAUGCUGCUUCGUGCGGCGAUCUAUCUUGAGACAACAGUUGCUUGCAGGCUUGAUUUGGAGAAGAGGAUGGCCAUGCAGUUGGUACAGGCUGUUUUAGAUGAUCUUCUCAUUCCUUCCUAUUCAUUUACUGGGGACACACUGUUUGAUGUGGAUACAGUGCUGAGGAUCAUGUCUAAUUACCUUGAAUCUCAACACCACUCAAUCUACAAUGAGGAUGAUGAAUACUUUUCUCCUUCACAAAGUGACAUGGAGCGGGUUGGAAAGCUAAUGGAAAACUACCUUGCAGAAAUAGCAACUGAUCGAAAUUUAUCAGUUCCGAAGUUCAUCUCUCUGGCUGAAUUAAUUCCUGAACAAUCAAGGCCAGCAGAAGAUGGGAUGUAUAGGGCCUUGGACAUCUAUCUAAAGGCUCAUCCCAAUCUAAGUGACAUGGAGAGAAAGAAAGUUUGCAGUGUGAUGGACUGCCAGAAGUUAUCCCGAGAGGCCUGUGCACAUGCUGCUCAAAAUGACCGGCUUCCUGUCCAAACUGUGGUUCAAGUUCUCUAUUAUGAACAACAGAGACUUCGUGAUGCUAUGAAUGGCAGUGCAAGUGGGGAAGCUCCUUCAGUUCCCGCCAAGCUCAAUGUAUUCUCCAGUGAUCUUCAUCCGGUCUCAAAUGAGCUUACCAGCUUAAAAAGAGAAAAUGAAGAUCUGAAACUAGAGCUAGUGAAAUUGAAAAUGAGACUAAAAGAGAUUGAGAACUCCACAAUUAAAUCAGGAGCUAACAGUCCAGUUGUAAAUGCUUCACCUUCUGGCUCUGCUGAUAAGCCUCCCCUGCCUCGGAGACCAUCAUUCAUAAGCUCAGUAUCCAAAAAACUUGGACGGCUCUCUCCAUUCCCUCGUGCUGAUGGUGUUUCACCUUUUGCCAAAGGUCGCACAAAGCCAAAUAAGGAUCGACGCCACUCCAUUUCUUGAGGCUUGAUUGAAAGUACAGGCUACUCUUUCCUAGUUUUUGCUCCAUCUGUGUGAGCCCCAUGUAGAUUAUAUUAUCAUGAUCAUUCAGUAAGAACAAUAUUGUAAAGGGUUGUGAAAAAUAAAAUAUGAUUCUUGGGUUGGUUUGCA